Lymnaea stagnalis (great pond snail) is the source of this 10960-nucleotide messenger RNA. The record is from the annotation of a GenBank genome assembly. Lineage: Eukaryota; Metazoa; Mollusca; Gastropoda; Lymnaeidae.
AUUUUAUAAUGGCAAAAAAGAACAGAAAGUCAGCCACUAUUGAUGCAAAAAAUAUUAAUAAUGCGGAAAAUAGCAAGAACAAAGUGGGUAAUAAAGGUGAUGAUGACACAGCAGAAGAAAGUAUGAUUGUUGAUGAGGAAGAACCAUCAGUAGAAGAAGGUGAAAAUAAAGAGCUUGAAGAAGACAUUGAAGGUCCUAGAGAAUUCGGUGGUUUUACGGUUCUUGGUGAUUUUAAAGCAAAAGAAAAAAAGAAGGUAGGGUUUAAUAGAAAAUAUCAUUCACUCACAGUCUGCCUCCUGCUCUCCCUCUCUUUCUCUCUCUCCUUCCUCCCUCUAUCUUUUCUCCCUCUGUUUCUUUCCCUCCCCUAGUGCUAAUGAGUGUUGCAUAUGCUGUUUAUGAUAAUUAAGAAUUGACUAAAUCUGCAUGCAAAUGGAAUUGAUUUCUCAUAGGUUGAAAGAGUUUUGCCCAAUUGGCUUCAUCAUCCAGUUCUAAUUGGGACAGAUGAUGUCAGAGAUUUCUCCAGCAUUAAGGCAUUAGAUCAGAAUCUGGUUAAAAAGUUAAAAGAAAACGGCAUUAGCUCCUGUUUUCCUGGUAAAUAUUUUAUUUCAUUUCACUCAAAACUUAAGCCAAAUUCACUGGGUUCACUUGUUAUAUUAGGCUUACUGAUAAUAGAUAAAUACACCUUGUGCUAAAAAAAAACUUUGAUUAUGGAAUGAUUAAUUGAUACAAUGAAAUAAUUGUUUAAGGGUGAUAUAAAUAAAAGCCGUUUGCAACUAUUUCACUAUUCCCAGAGCAAAUGUCUUCCGAAUUUAGGAUACUUGGGUUUCCUUUAGAGCACCACAACAACAAAAAAAUUUAAAAUUAUAAAACUAUUUUAUUGCAGUUCAGUGGAAGGUCAUACCAGAGCUUCUAGCUCAGAGUAAUUGUGGAGUGUAUGCCGGAGAUGGAGGCUUUCGUCCACGUGAUGUUUGCGUAUCUGCACCAACUGGAAGUGGCAAAACCCUCACCUUUGCCCUGCCCAUUAUUCAGGUAGUUAUAUGCAUAAAAUGAAUUCUGUUGGAGAAAUGCUUAUUACACAGUAUAUAGAGGUGUUUUCUGUGUCUUUUUUCCCCACAUUUAAUACACUCAUGCAUUUUCAAUAACAAUAUCAAAUAUUUUUUACUUUUUGGGGAAGUAUGUAACUUCAUUAGUUGCCCAAAAGGUACUAUAUUCCUGUAAUUCUUUUACCUUGAUAGUACGCACCACAGAAUAAUGUGAAAUGCACUUUUUGUUUUUUAAUAACUUAACUUCUGUUUUUAACUAUAACAUAGAGCGCUUCCUGUUCUAAAGGUUGAGCUACAUUGACAUAAUUGAGAUUUUUGAAAACAUAAGUUUAAUUUCUUUUUUAAAAUUAAAUAUCUGUUGUUUCUUGUUUUGUAUUGUCUAUUGAAGAAGGUUUCUAGCCAAAACGUCAGUUUAAUAGUCCUUUCUUUUAUAAUUGAGAUUUUUGAAAACAUAAGUUUAAUUUCUUUUUUAAAAUUAAAUAUCUGUUGUUUCUUGUUUUGUAUUGUCUAUUGAAGAAGGUUUCUAGCCAAAACGUCAGUUUAAUAGUCCUUUCUUUUCAAGCCUAAAUAUAUCUUUUUCCACUAUUUAUUUACCUUUUGCAAGGAUACUUAUGUGUACAGCUCAAUUGAAUUAUUUGACGACCUCAACAAAUACAGAAUUAAAUGCUUGCAAUAUGCUAACAAUGGCUUAAAGCAAAAAUCUUUUUAUAAAGAUAAACAGCAUUCCUCCAGGAUAAAUAAUGUGCCUUCUCCAUCAAAAUUCCAUUUUGCUGGGCAUCCUAUGAGUGUUUACUUUUAGUUUUGAACGACGAAUAUGUUGAGGUACCAGCAAAUGUUUAAAAUUGUUUUUUUUUAUUCCUGAGUACUUUUUUUAAUAUAAACUGUGUUAGUUAAAAAUUAAUUUUAAAAUAUAUGUUUUAAUUAUAGAUGCUGUGCAGGAGAAAAAUACUUUGGAUCUUUUGUUCGCACAGUUUUUAAAAAAGAAUUUGCAUGUUGCCAAUAAAAUCAUAACCAAUAAUAAUAUUUCAACACUUUUCUUUGGUUGCCAAUGAAAUUAAUAGGCUCUACAGCACCGUGUUGUGCCACAUGUGAGAGCACUAGUCAUUCUGCCGGUCAGAGAUUUAGCAAUUCAAGUAUGCAAAGUUUUUGAGCAAUAUAUACAAGGAACACAGCUCAAGGUAAAUGGUUUUUAAUGUGGUAAUUAUUUUUUGUGCUUUAUGAGGAGAAAGGGACUUAAUAUCACUGCCCUCUGUGUUUCAGUUUCUUCAAUAUUUUCACACUGGCUUUUUUAAAAAUAUAUAUCUAGCAGUAAAAUGUGUUGAUUAUUCAUACAAGGAACACAGCUGAAGGUAAAUGGUUUUUAAUGUGGUAAUUAUUUUUUGUCCUUUAUAAGGAGGAGAAAGGGACUUAAUAUCACUGCCCUCUGUGUUUCAGUUUCUUCAAUAUUUUCACACUGGCUUUUAAAAAAAAAAAUAUAUCUAGCAGUAAAAUGUGUUGAUUAUUCACCUGCUUUCAUAAUUAGAAAAUACAGCUAGUGCUCGACUUACGACCUAUGCAACUUAUGACCAUUCGACUUUACGACCACAAUCACUAGCCAUAUUAGAUUUUAUAUUUAUUUCUAAUAAGAAACAAAAUAGUGUAGAGAUGACAAAAUGGCAUAAAAUGAACAUCGAAAAUUAUCAUUUAUAUCAAUAAUAAAAGAAAUUUAUGAUAUAAUUUAACAAAUAUUUUUAUAACCACACUUCACAUUACUGUACACGUAGCGUACUCAACUUAGGACCAAAUCGUUUUAUGACCGGUCUGUCAGAACCGACAGCACUAGCUGUAUGUUAAAAAAGAAACAACUAGGAGACUUAUUUGUAAUAAUUAAAUAACAAGCAACAUAAAAUAAUGUUAUGAUUGCAAAGCAACCGCUUGAAACACAAUAUAAAAAUGGUGUGGUUAAACAGAAGAGUUAAACACAAUUCCCUUUGANAUGUUAAAAAAGAAACAACUGGGAGACUUAUUUGUAAUAAUUAAAUAACAAGCAACAUAAAAUAAUGUUAUGAUUGCAAAGCAACCGCUUGAAACACAAUAUAAAAAUGGUGUGGUUAAACAGAAGAGUUAAACACAAUUCCCUUUGAAAAAAUGAUUAUUGUUAAGUAGUUACAAUCGGCUCAUGGGAUCAAUAGGAAGGAAGGAAUGCAGAAGUUUUUUAUAUUUUUACAUUACUCUCCAAUUCGUCAGUUUCACUUCUUAUUUGACAGGUUGUGUUACUUGCCGGGAAAAAAGAAUUCACAAUUGAACAAGGCUAUUUAAGAAAAGAAAGGUAAUUGUUCCACUUUGUUUUUCGGGUUGAAAUGUUAACAUCUUUUUUGUUACCCUACCCUCAGUAGAUAAGCUUAGGGCACUUUACCACUACCCACCCCCCUUGCUAUAAAAAUAAAAAGGUUGUUUAUCAAUUAUGUUCUAAAUGGAAGGUAGAGAAUGCAUUCGGGUGAUGCAAUUUUUAGAAUUUUUUUCUCAAGGGUUCUAAAACCAUCCCUAAAAAUAAGCCAGCAGCUUUCCCAGCCACUAGAUUUCUUCCUAGAGACAAGACUUUUAAGACUUAAUAUACUUAUGAGAGCCAUACAAGAUUUUACUUUUUGUGUAUGUGUAUAUUAAUAUUGGCCUCUUUUGAGGCUUAUUCUUUUUCACUUUAAAAGUUAAAAGAGGUUUUAUUUCUUAUAUUUGAUUUUGUAAAUCAACUUAAUAGUAUAAUGAUUUAAUUAUUGUUAAUAUCACUAGCUUUGGUAUAGUUUUCUUUGUAUACUGGUUUCCAGUCCUUACUUCAUCUAAAUCUAACGAGCCAAGUCUUAGAUCAGGUUAAAUUUCCUAAACAAUAUAACACUAUCUAACACUGGCAUUUCAAAGUAUUUUACAUGGAUACAUUCAUGAAAUGUAGAUUGGUUUAGAUUUAUGCAAGUUGUAUCACUUGCUUUAUUUGAGACAUCUACAGCUGUGUCAAUUCAAUAGCUUUUAAUAACUUACUAUAAUUUCAUAGAAAGCUCACUAUAUUAUUAUGUAUUAUUCAUUAACUAAUCAUUUAAAUCAUUGUUCCAGGCCCCAUGCUUUGCCUUCUGAGAAAUGGGUCAGCCUAGCUGAUAUUGUAGUGGCAACAAAAGGGAGGCUGCUGGACCACAUUGCCAGAACAGAAGGGUUUGACCUGACCCACUUGAGAUUUUUGGUAUGACAUCCUUCACAGCUCUACUCUGUAAAGAAAAUAAUACUUCUCGGUUGUUGUGUUAUUCCUGUUGUGGUGAUAUGUUGGAGUUGAAAAGUCCUUGUGAUUCCAUUCGUUUUUUUAAAUUCUUUUUGGAAUAAUCAAGUAUUAUUUUGUCCAAUUGCAUAAUUAAUUUGUUGUAAUGAUUCAGAGAAAUGAAAUUUAGCUUGAGACACAUGGAAGUGCUGUGUUCUUUUGUACUGCGUCUCAUUUUUUGUAUGCGUUGCUCUUAGGUUCUUGAUGAAGCUGACAGACAAAUGAAUGAUAUCUAUGAUGACUGGCUGAGCCAGGUUGAGACAGCUGCUUACACUCCCAGACCUGGGUCAUAUGCCCCAUACAUCAGAGACAAACCUGGUCCAUUCACAUUAGCCAGGUUAGUUUGGUAAUCUUUAUACAUUCACAGUCAGGUGUGGAAGGAAGUGGAACUCUUCACUCAUAAAUGUAAGAUCAUUUCUGUUCAAACCGGAAAUUACUAUCUCUGUGGCGCAGUGUACUGGUCUUCUGAAUUUUUAUCAUACCAGUGCCUCAUUAGGUAACAAAUACAUUCAUAUUAUUAAGGUUAGCAGAAAGUAAUGGCUGCCAACUUUCUCACUCCAUGCAGGCAUACACACUAUACAGUUAUAGUAUUUAAGACACUGUCAUUAUUAUAAGGAAGAUAGUUGCACAAUAAUAUUACCUGUGUGUCAACUUAAUGUUUGACCAAGUUAUUUUAAAUACGACAAUUGGCACAUUCAAUGCUAUCUCAUCAGAGUAGAGGUUUUCAGUCAUACGGUAGUUCAAAAUUAGUUCAUGGUAAUUCAUACACUAAUUUGUUUGUCUUAUAUCGUAAAAUGAAUCAGAAAUUUGGCAUGUGCAACUCUAUCUUUCUUUCUCUUUGGAAACAAUGGAAGUAAUUAUAAAUGUAAUAUCUUUCCACAGCUGCAAGAAAGUUGUCAUGCAUGUAAGUAGGUCACCACUUGAUUAUUAUAACUCUUUUAUGAAAAUAGAUUUGUAAGUUUGCCUUCAUGGCUUGUAAAUAUAUUUACAAAUAUGUAGGAAAUAAAGGAGAAAUAAUUGAUGUCUUAAGAAAUUAUAUAUUGCAGCUGAAAAAAACAAAAAAAAAUACUGUACUGUAAGUUCAGUGCAUUCUCUUUGUACCAUUUGCUCUGUCAUCAGUUUAAAGUAACAGCUUUUUGUGGCUAUUUUACUUUGAGUUAGAAAAGGUGAGUUCAAAGAAUACUUGAACCGAAACAUCUGGAUUGUAAUAAAAGUAAUAUUAACACACAAAAAAAACAACAACUGAUGAGCAUGAUGUCAUGGGGGGCUGAAAGUAGAUCUUAGAAAUAUUUUCUUUAAAAUACUUGCUCAGAAAUUAUGUGUCAGUGUAAAUAAAUGAGCUUGUAAUACAUAGCUGAAAUAAAAAGUAUGUUAAUGUUUUAUCCAAGGUACAAAAGCUGCUGUUUUCUGCCACCCUGUCUCAGAAUCCAGAGAAGCUGGAACAGAUGAAUCUCUUCAUGCCUCUCCUGUUUACGGCUGUUGCCCCAGAACCAACUUCCAGACUAUCUGAUCACUCUCAUAUCCAGAGCAAUGAUAUUAUCGAUACAGGUAGAAAAAAGGAACUUGAUAAGUCUUAAAAUUAGAUAAUUAUCAGCUGACCUGUAGCCAUCAUUUUUCAUUGUCUCCGACGCAUCUCCCUAAUUCUCACCUAUUCCCAUCCCUUCCACCCCCCCCCCACGACGCAUCUCCCUAAUUCUCACCUAUUCCCAUCCCUUCCACCCCCCCCGCCACCCGUCAUCUCUGCCCAUUUCUACCUCAUUCCCUGCUCUCUAUGCUCACUGCGCCUGCUCUCAGACCAAGCAAAAGCACAGAAUUAGCAUCCAUAUAAACAAUUAGCAUCCUUAUAAACACUAGUCUAGCAACUAACAUAAAGAUGCUCUGUCAAUGAACCACUUAUGCCAUAUUUGUUAAAUGGCAGACCUGUUAUACUCUUAUGAUCUUGAUGUACAAUGUAUGAUUUUUAUAUGUCUUUUACGAUUCUUCACCAAGACCCGUAAGGACUAUAUUUUUAAGAGACCUGUUUGAAAAUAUAUACAUUCUGGUAGUUUUUCAGACUAAAAAAAAAGUAUUAAAAAGUACAUUUUUGGUUGUUAGUUUUACCUGGCAUUCUACAUCCAGAGGUGAAUGGAUCGAGACAUAUGAUUUUUUUGGGGACCAUCUAUAAUUAUAUUACAUUUACCCUGAGAUGGGAAUGAUUUAGGAGAUUUUGUAUAUGGGGAGAGGGGUCUAAAUAUUUAUGUCUAUAAAAUUAACACUGCCACGUUUUCGUAUUGAUGCUGGUGAUGGUCAUAUUGUUGCUUUGUUUUCAUAAUGAACUUUAGUCAAUCCUCACGUUUAUUUGCUUUGGUGCUAUAUGAUGUAAUUUUGUGAUGUAAUUAUUUUGUUCAGCUUAACUAGGGUGAGUGCGGAAAAUUAAAUUUCAACAUAUUUUAUAGUAUCUGAGAGGGCCUUUGAAAUCUAUUUUUAGAGUGCACAAAACCACUGUACAAUUUUAAUACCCCCUCUUCCUUUCACCCAUUUACAGCUUGUGUUAGUUAUCAGAUUUUGUGGGAUGUUAGGAGUUCUAGGGUAACCAGGUCUGACAGGAGUGGAAGAAACAAGCUACCAAAAUUUGAACAUUUAAUUAUAAAUUAGCCACUUAAUGCCUGCUCCUUAGUACUGAACACAAUUAAUAUUGUGAUCCUGUGCAACCUGGAACCUUCUGUUUACAGCCACUGAUUAAAUUUAAAAAAAAAAAUCAUAAUUAAGAGAUUGAAUGUUACUUCUGUUGGGUAAAUAAUAUUUUUUUCUUUUAGAAAAUGGAGCAGUUGAUAAAUUUUCUGCACCAGCACUACUGAAGGUAAGUUUUGUGUAUGCUUCUCCUUCCUUCCAACCUGAAUGUGUGUGUGAUAAUGUAGCAGAGUAUAAAGUGUCUUUAAAAAAUUUGCUGUGCUUUUUAUUUUUACUCAAUCGGAAGUUAUGAAAGAGUAAAUUUUUGCAUAAGAUGCUUAACAAAAAUAAUCUGUUGUUUUUUUUAUAGUCUAAAAGCAUUGUAUUACAUUAACAUUAUUAGUUAAACAUAUGUCAUUCCUUUCCAAUAAACUUUUACUUCAGUAAAUAUGGAUUAUUAAAAUAUUAUCCACACAUUUUGGGGUGGGGGGUCAUUAUAUGAAAUUGUACACGUUUUAAUAUUUUGUGCCGUCUCAACCAGUGUGUACAUAUGAUAGAAUUACGGCAGUCAUAAUAUCAUAGAUAUAAAUUAUGACAAACCCAAAAAAUUGAAUUUUCCUUGUGGUAUACCGGCAUAAAGUUUAUCCACUGUUAUGUAUUAGAUUUCUUAAAACUUACUACACUUCAAAACAUCUGUGAUGAUCCACUUCAUCAUACUGAUGUAAUCUGUGGAUGACAGAUUUUCAGUUGUUAACUUACACUGUCUUAUGUUGCUUUUGUACAAUUAGGAAAAGUUUAUGGACUGUAAGAAAGCAGAGAAACCACUAGUCUUACUUCAUUUUCUUCUCAACAAACAAUUCAAACAAGUCUUGUGCUUUACUAACUCUGUGGAAUCCACUCAUAGGUAACCUUUACAAUAAAGUUUUCUCGUUGAGUGUAGACACUCAAGUCAAAACCUUGGGGUUCAUUUUUUAAAAAUAAUUAAUAAUACAUGUAGAAAAAAAAAGAUUACACAUAUUGUCGACAGAACACCUCAACCUGUGCAUUUUUUAAUUAUUUACUCAGAGGUUCCAAGAAUCCUAUUCUAAUGAAAGAAAUAAAAUUUCAAAAAUAAAAAGGGGGGGGGGUGUAUUUAAUUACCAAAUUUUUUGAAUAAAUUAGAUAUAUUGUAUUUUACUUUUUGAAGCUUAAGUGUUGGUGUAUGCAAAUGGGGUCCAGAUUUAUGAAAUAAUCCUUAAAACUAAAUUUUUCUUUUUCUCAAAGUAAAAUUCCAUUUUAAAGUCAUUUACAACAUGCCUUAAAUUUUGUUGCUUAAUAAACAUAUCCAUGACUAUAUUAGGCUUUUUUGUGGUCUCCCAAAGGUUAUAUCUUCUAGCUAAACAGAUGGAGGGUCUUAAAGUGGCUGAGCUUUCAUCCAAUGUGCACACAAUAAAACGUGAGAGAAUCAUCAGAAAAUUUGCCCGGGGUGAUCUCCAACUGUGAGUUAUGUUUUUGGUAGGAAAAAAUAUUGAUAUUUACAAGCAUAACCACCAGGCUCAAAAACAUCCAAAUGUAAUCUUGAAAUUCAACUUAUUUACAUUGGUUUAUCCCAUUUGUCUAGGCUUGUAUGCUCAGACGUUAUGACGAGAGGGAUGGACAUUGAGAAUGUACAGUAUGUUAUUUCUUAUGAUGCCCCUCCAUACAUUGAGACGUAUAUACACAGAAUUGGACGGACGGCCAGGGCAAACAAACCAGGGACAGCUAUAACUUUGCUGGAAGGAAAAGAGGUAAGGCAUGGGGAAACUUAAAAAAAAAUAUCCUUAUGUUUUAGGUGAAUUGCUGUUAAAGGGAUAAAAAAAUUGAUUGGAAAGAACACCUGUAUAUAAGGGGUUUAAUUAACUUUAUUCUGUAUCUGGCUAUAAUGCUUUUCUCGCCCAAGUUAAGCAUGGUGCUUUUUGCUUGCCUUGAUGAUAAUUUACUCUUAUGCAAAAGACAUUUUCUAGAGGCAGCUUGCCUUUGACUGCUGUCCUGUCUUACACAUUGCAGUUUAGAGAUUGCUUUGUUCAGCUUAGCACACAAAGAAAUUUAUAAAUACAGGUUUUAUUUUUUUCACUAAAUCAGUCUUUUAGCUAGGCAUCAAGGUGGGGGAAAGUUCAAAUGUAGGCUGAUUAUCAGAGGGUUGGACCGUGAUAAAACUUUAAAGAAGAUUUACAUACAGUUUGUGUAAAUAAAACUAUGUAUGUUGAGCUUUAAUUGUGGUUAGAUAAUAUACAAAUUCAAAGGUUUCGGCAGAUGCCUUUCAUCUGUAGUGCAAGUACAAAAAAAUGCAAUAAUAUUAUUAUAAAUUAAAUUGUUGAAAUGCAUGUAUAUACUACCUUUACCUAAAAAUUGGUUUAAACCGUAUGGUGUCAAUUUAACAACUCCUUUUAUUAAUUUGUUUUCCAUAUAAAUUCUAUCAGGUGUAUUACACGCAUGCAAUAUACCAGUAACUACAACGCCCAAUAUUCCAUUAUGGUUGGCACUGUUUUAAUGUUUAGAAUUAGAAAUGGGACAAAAGGCUUGUUUAUUGAUGCUGCACUAAAAUGGUCUCCAAGACGAUGAACUGUCUCCCAAACAUAUGAUUUUCUGCAAUUUGUGACUGUGUGACUGGAGCAAGUAAAACCAUCUUUGAUCUGAAUAUUUCCAGAGGCAUAGUGAUGAAACUUUGGUCUUAUCAACUUCAAUCACAUAGGGGACAGCAUCUAUAAUUGCAACUUUUGUUGCCUUUAUGUGCUCUAAUAGCAGGGACAUGGCCUCUAACCUCAAAACUAAUUUAAACAAGAACAUACCAUCUGUGUCCAUUUAUUACAAAACAACGGACAGUCAUAGUUUCCUGCUAUACUCAUCGUCCCAUCCUCAGUCUUGUAAAAGUUCCAUCCCUUUCUCUCAAAUUCUUAGACUUCAAUUGCUCAGGACUAUGCUGACAUCUAUUUAAAUCACAACUCUACAUAGAGAGAAAAUCCCAGAGCUUAGUUUUGAUAGUUCCUUGCUGGAUUCACAAGUCACUCAUAAUUUCUGUAUCACAUGUUAGACUUUACAAAACUCACAUAAUAUGUUUGUUGCUAGAUGUUGCCUGAAAUUUGCUAGAUCUUUCAUGAUGUUUGUUUGUUGCUAGAUGUUUCAUUUCAAGAAGAUGUUGAGGGAUUCAGGCAGAUGGAAUAAGCUGAAGAGGAUACAGAUUAAUCGUCGUCGAAUUGAGCCCUUAGUGCCACAGUUCACCAAAGCAUUGAAAAUACUGCCUGAAAUUUUAAAGGUUUGUAACUUUAUAAGUAGGACAAAUCAUUAAGAAUAAAAUUUGCUCAGCGAUUAUUUAUCUUAUUUUAAAACAUUUAAACUUUAGCAUGAAUAAAUUUUUGCUAUAAUGAAGGCCAUUAAGCCGUAAGCCAUUUACAUAGCACUGAAUUGAUUAGUUUUCACUUUCAUUGAACCUUAUAAACUUUUCAUUUGGUACUCUUCGUUUCAACAAUUGAUUACCAAUAUCAAAGACCUCUUAAUUAAUUUUAUUUUAAAUUUUUACAUACCAUUCCCAAUAAAAUCAAUUACGGUAAAGUAUUUGCUUAUGUUUAAUGUUUUUCAGGAACAAAGAAGGCAGCAGAAAAGCUCCUAACACACUCCAAAUGUGUUCUGUAAAUUUGAAAGAAAAUAAAUCUUAAUCUGUAACUGUAUGCAAAACCUUACAAUUAUCAGAGCAAAAUCAUUUGAAAUAUUGACACAAGUAGUGCUGAAAAAAAUCAAAUUCACUAUAGCCACAACUUUGCAUUCCUUGUGGGCUUCUGGGCAAAAAAGAUGCAGUUGAAUUAAGUUUUAAGUUAUGCCCAGCUUUUACUCUUAAUUAAAAUCACAGACAGCUGUCCUCCCUGAAAGAACAGAUGAUAAAAUGUCUUCUUAAGUAUUUGUAAAUAUUGUGGUUUAUGUUAUGUACAGAAAGAUACGUAGUACAGAAAGAUACGUAAGUGAUCUUUUAAAUUUUAAU